AUGAGACUAUAUUGGAAAUGUGCAGAGAAAAUGAGAUGCUUUCGGAAGCGCUCAACGAUUCCAGCGUUGGCCCUCCUUGCAAUUUGUCUCCUUUGCUUGAACCUAUAUAUGGAAGAGGACAGAUACGUAAUGGAUGGAGAGCAAAGACUGACAAGAGAAGUAACUUCACAUCAGCUUAACUCUGAAAAAUAUGUCCAUUCGUUCAAAGAUUUAACUAACCUGUCAGGAGCAAUUAAUGUCACCUAUCGUUAUCUUGCAGGUUUUCCUAUACCUAGAAAAAAAUAUUUAACAAUAGGAUUGUCAUCAGUGAAAAGGAAAAGAGGUAACUACCUACUAGAAACAAUUAAAUCUAUUUUUGACCAAUCCAGCUAUGAAGAACUGAAUGAAAUUGUAGUUAUUGUACACUUAGCAGACUUUGAUCUCUCAUGGUGUGAAGACAUUGUCCAAGAAGUUUCCAGAAAAUUUGGUCAUCACAUCAUUUCUGGUCGAUUGAUGGUUAUUCAUACUCUUGAGGAGUAUUACCCAAGUCUAGAUGGCCUCAAAAGAAACUACAAUGACCCAGAAGAUCGAGUGAGAUUUCGAUCUAAACAAAAUGUAGAUUACGCAUUUCUGCUUAAUUUCUGUGCCAAUUUAUCCGACUACUAUGUAAUGUUAGAAGAUGACAUUCAUUGCUCAAAAAACUUCCUAUCUGCAAUUAAAAAAGUCAUUACCUCAAGAAAAGGCUCCUAUUGGGUGACACUGGAGUUUUCAAAAUUGGGAUAUAUUGGAAAACUUUACCAUUCACAUGACCUGCCUCGACUGGCACAAUUUUUAUUAAUGUUUUAUCAGGAAAUGCCAUGUGACUGGUUACUAAUUCAUUUCCAAGGGCUACUUGCCCAAAAGGAUAUCAUUCGGUUUAAGCCUUCUUUGUUUCAGCACAUGGGAUAUUAUUCCUCAUUCAGAGGAACAGAAAACAAACUCAAGGAUGAUGAUUUUGAAGAAGAUUCCUUUGAUAUUCCUGACAAUCCGCCUGCGACGCUUUACACAAACAUGAAUGUGUUUGAACAUUACGAUCCUCGUAAAGCAUACAGCAAUGUAGACGAGUACUUCUGGGGGAAAUCUACUUCAGCCGGAGAUUACUUUCUUAUUGUGCUGGACAAACCAGCUAAAAUCGACAAACUGAAAAUCCAAACAGGAACUGAUGAUAGACAAAAUGAUAUUUUGCAUCACGGAGCACUAGAGGUUGGUCAAACUGUGCAAUUAGCAAAGAAAGGAAAGCAGUGUUCUAGCUAUGUCAAACUGGGCGAGUUUCAACAUGGAAAUAUUGAGAUUAAGGAUAUUGGUCACAAAGUUGAAUUUGACAUUCACUGCAUUCGGCUAUUAGUAACAGAAAGCCAAAAGGAAUGGCUGAUUAUCAGGAGUAUCAGCAUUUGGACCAAUCAGCCAUCAAGUUAG
Hemiscyllium ocellatum (epaulette shark) is the source of this 1434-nucleotide messenger RNA. RefSeq names its product mgat4 family member C (gene mgat4c). The transcript is spliced from 3 exons. Bases 1 to 1434 code for a protein of 477 amino acids. Gene Ontology annotation, molecular function: acetylglucosaminyltransferase activity. Lineage: Eukaryota; Metazoa; Chordata; Chondrichthyes; Orectolobiformes; Hemiscylliidae. Gene Ontology annotation, biological process: protein N-linked glycosylation. The record is from RefSeq and is a predicted model, not a curated record.